GUUGGGCCUCUCUUUACCUCUUCCUCUCUGCCAAAACUGAAGCAAGCCUGCGCUGCUGCCUAACCAGCUUGAAAGUUUCCUAGGUCCUACACCCCACUGAAAUGCAAAUAUUUUAUUCACCGCCAAAAUACAGCCGUUCCAGUUGACACAAUGUUCAGUGUGAAAACUCUCCGAACUGUCGGUCCAGCAGUGUGUAGACGCGGUGCCUCUGUGCUGUGGAAGCCAACUAAGACCCAGAGCCGACCCCAAAGCGCGGCGGCGGGACAGAGAGUGGACAUCGGGGGGAUCUACCCGCCCAUAGCCACUCCGUUCACUCAGAAAGAGGACGUGGACUAUCACAAACUGGAUGAAAACCUGCGGAAGUAUGCAAAGAUUCCUUUCAAAGGUCUGGUGGUGCAGGGCUCUAAUGGAGAGUACCCGUACCUGACGGAUGAGGAGAGGGUAGAGGUGGUGAGGAGGGUCAGACUGGCGCUGCCCACAGACAAACUGGUCAUGGCAGGAUCCGGAUGUGAAUCCACCAAAGGUACGGUAGUGAUGAGCGAGAGGAUGGCGGGGGCGGGGGCAGACCUGGUUCUUGUGGUAACGCCAUGCUUCUACAAGGGCAAGAUGGACAGCAGGGCGCUGGUUCACCACUUCACACAGGUGGCUGACAGUAGUCCAGUACCAGUAGUUCUGUACAGUGUCCCGGCUAACACAGGUCUUGACCUUCCUGUUGAUGCUGUGGUGAGACUGGCCCAACACCCUAACAUACUGGGACUCAAGGACAGCGGAGGAGACAUCACCAGGAUCGCUCUGAUCGUUCACAAAACGAAGCCGCAGGAUUUUCAGGUUCUGGCGGGUUCCGCAGGGUUCCUAAUGGCGGCGUAUUCCGUGGGUUGUGUGGGCGGUGUGUGUGCGCUUGCCAACGUGCUGGGUCGUGAGGUGUGUGAGCUGGAGCAGCUGUGUAUGUCGGGACGGUGGGAAGAAGCCAGUGCUCUGCAGCGGCGCCUCAUAGAGCCCAACACUGCUGUGACCAGGAAGUAUGGCAUUCCCGCUCUCAAGCAGGCGAUGGAGUGGUUUGGUUACCACGGCGGCACCUAUCGCUCUCCUCUUCAACCGCUCUCAGAGGCCGAAUCACAGCAGCUCAGACUGGACUUCUCCACCAACGGCUGGCUCUGAAGGGGACAGGGGGCAGGACUGAGUAGAAGACAGGGGACUGGGCCUCUGCUCCAGGUUGAAGUUGGCAUCAUAGAACAUUAUGGCAUCAUUGACUUGAAUGUGGAUUUCCUUUCUACUCAUUCUAAUUAUAUGGUUGGCUCUAACCACAGAUCUAGGAUCAGGUGACUCUACACCCAAUCCUAACCUUAACCAUUAGGGAGUUGAGAAAAGAUGUGACCCUGUAUCAGUUGUUAGGGGCAGCGUCAACCUACUGUGACUGUUUCAUACAUGCAUAGCUUCCUUCCCUUCCUGGCCUUAAAUCUAAGAGGACUUGAUAGUUGAAAUCAAUAACCAAUCCAGUCCUUUCACCUAUCAGUGGUCAUGCUGCCUUGCUAUACUCCUGGGACAGACCUCUCCUCUACAAACCUUUCAUCUCCAUGGGAUCACCUGUACAAAUAAAAUACAGAAAUAAACAGACAAAUGAGAAUAAACAGAUUGUUGUAAAGAAAGGAAAA
Molecule: messenger RNA, 1652 nt
Organism: Salvelinus fontinalis (brook trout)
Lineage: Eukaryota; Metazoa; Chordata; Actinopteri; Salmoniformes; Salmonidae
Gene: hoga1
Product: 4-hydroxy-2-oxoglutarate aldolase 1
Exons: 8
Coding region: 151-1158 (335 amino acids)
Biological process (GO): N-acetylneuraminate catabolic process
Molecular function (GO): 4-hydroxy-tetrahydrodipicolinate synthase activity; N-acetylneuraminate lyase activity
Source: RefSeq, a predicted model, not a curated record